Messenger RNA from Rotaria sp. Silwood2, 754 nucleotides. NCBI's taxonomy places the organism in Eukaryota, Metazoa, Rotifera, Eurotatoria, Philodinida, Philodinidae. The record is from the annotation of a GenBank genome assembly.
GAAGUAACGUCGGUCAUCUUAAUAACAUAAGCAAGAAAUACGUUCUAUUUAUCCGCGAUUCGUUAGAUAUAUAUAGAUAAAGAGAUUUCUUAUAGUUACUUAAACUGUCACUUCAAAUUAGUCUCGGAAAUACUUGCCAGGUUCACAUCAAUCUUUUAUGCGGAUACUAUUGUAAUACGUAUGAGAUUCAGUAUAAGCUCAUCGUAGAUCUUGUCUUAUAGAGACUGACUGCUAAUAUUUGAAUUGAUCUUAAUAUCUGCUACUGAAGGAGUUCUAGUGUUCCACGGUGUAAAACAUUCUCAUAGUUAUCUUUCACAAUCAUGCACCACCAAAUUAACAAAAAAAAUGCUUUUCAGAUUCUAUUUUAGCAAAAAAUAUUACAUGGAGUAAAACAAAAGUAGGCUUUUUUGUUUUUCUCGAUAGAAUAUUUUAUUUACUUAGUGUUUAGGCUCGUGAAAUAGCUUGUAAUGUAUUAGCACCAGCAUUCACAAAGUAUUUAGUUAAAGAACUUCAAAGUGUUGCCUAUUUUUCAAUUUGUUAUGAUGUAUCAAAUAAAAGAAAUGAAAAAAUGUUGCCUAUAGUAGCUCAAUAUUUUUCUGAUUUUGGUGUCAAACAUGGGAUUAUCGAAUUUAUCGAACAACAAGAUGAAUCAGCUGAUGGAUUAUUUGCUAAUAUUAAAUAUGUAUUAGAAUCUCAUGAAUUAGAAUUAGAAAAACUUUGUUCACUAGGAUCUGAUAAUACAAAUGUAAAUGUU